Molecule: messenger RNA, 1219 nt
Organism: Mytilinidion resinicola
Lineage: Eukaryota; Fungi; Ascomycota; Dothideomycetes; Mytilinidiales; Mytilinidiaceae
Exons: 4
Coding region: 44-1006 (320 amino acids)
Biological process (GO): lipid metabolic process
Molecular function (GO): phosphoric diester hydrolase activity
Source: RefSeq, a predicted model, not a curated record
CCUCCUUCCCGUCAUCCCGCGCUCUUCCGCCUUUCGUUGCAUCAUGAAGUUGUUUACCCUCUUCUCGUAUUUACUCGCUUUGCGGGCUACCACGUUUGCGACUCCUAUCCCAGAUGUGUCGAAGUCGUUGCAGAACAUCUUAAAGAAUACGGACGGCUCCAAAUUGUACACAUACCCGACAGACCUUACCAGGGGUAUUAUUCCCAAACCCUUCCAUUCGCACAACGACUACUGGAGAGAUGUGCCCUUCUAUUCCGCGUUGUCGUAUGGUGGUAUUUCGACUGAGGGGGAUGUUUGGCUGAUCAACGGCACCCUGUUUGUCGGCCACGAAGAGAGCGCCCUAACUGACGCCCGCACCCUCGACUCCCUCUACAUCCAACCCAUCCUCGACACCCUGCACCGCCAAAACCCGGUGACAAAAUUCUCCCCCUCCCCAACCAAGAACGGCGUCUUCGACACCUCCAGCGGCCAAACCCUCUACCUCUUCAUCGACCUCAAAACCGCCGGCCCCUCGACCUGGCCCGCCGUCCUCUCCGCCCUCUCCCCGCUGCGCGACGCCGGCUACCUAACCACCUACGACGGCACCCCCACCACCACAGGCCCCGUCACCGUCAUCGGCACCGGCAACACGCCCCUCGACCUCAUCCAGGCCGCGCACCCGACCCCGCAAAACCCGCGCUUCGCCUUCUACGACGCCCCGCUGCCGCUCCUCGCCACCACGUUCAGCAACAUCACGGCCGCGGACAGCCCGAUCGCCAGCACAGACUUCGCCGCGCAGUUCGGCAGCGUCAAGGGCGGCACGCUGAACGACACGCAGCUCGCGCUGUUGCGGGCGCAGAUCAGCACCGCGCAUGCCAAGGGCAUCGCGGUGCGGUACUGGGACCAGCCGGGCUUCCCCGUGGGCGACCGGAACGCCGUGUGGCGGCUGUUGUGGGAGGAGGGGGCCGACUUGAUCAAUGUGGAUGAUGUGGCGGCGUUUGCGGAGUACUGGGAGACGUAUGCGUGAGGCGCAGGCCCGGGGUUGGAAUACGGCGGAGGCGGCACACGAUAUCUACAGCGGGGGAUGUCGCUGAAAAGUUCUGAUCUUUGGGCUGCUAUGUGUUGGACUGCUGCUGGGCUUGGCCUGGUCGGUUCCGGGUAGGGAUUAUGUAUAUGGUAGUUAAUUGAUGAUGGGGCGCUGCGUGAGCCCACCGCUUGCAAGCUGGCAUUGAAUCUAGGG